ACGUAGUAUAAGAAAAACACCCCCAGCAGCCUAGCCCAUUAUAUUGUCUAUCUCUCUCUCUGUUGAUCGAUUGAGUCCAUGUCAUUUUAGCAUGUUGUCCAUGUGUGCCUGUGUCGAUCGUUCAUAUACACAGGUCGAGAAGAGAGUGAAGAAGAUACAAAGAACAGGGGAAGCCCCCGGGACGACGACGACGACAAAGAUGAUAUUAUUGAGUAGAUUGCGGGCUGCCGGAGAUAAGAGGAGGAAGAAACCCAAGAUGGGUGAUUGUUGGCGUAAGUUGAUUUUUCCGGUCAGAAAAGUUUGGUUGGCCGUUUCAGCUCGCGUUAAGGCUCGUAAACAAGGUGCAGCAGGCCUUUUGAAGCUUCAUGAUGACAUACAAACUUGUGGGUACGAGGAUGUCCAGGUGAUGUGGGAGAUGCUAAGACAAGCAGAAUCCAAGCUGACUUCUCUUGGGCAUGAUGAUAAUGCAAAUAAUAAGCAGAAACAACACCGACCUUUUUGGAGAAUUUUUGUUUGGUCAAACCACACAAGUUGCUCGUCUCUCUCUCCCGC
Molecule: messenger RNA, 552 nt
Organism: Cuscuta epithymum
Lineage: Eukaryota; Viridiplantae; Streptophyta; Magnoliopsida; Solanales; Convolvulaceae
Source: the annotation of a GenBank genome assembly